AGGCAAAAGCUUGUUGAAGUGCCAAGGGCUUGUGCUUUAAGAGGAGAAACACAUCGGUAAGAACACCAUCCCCAAUCACCAAAAAUCACCGAGAGGCUCCUUUUAUGUUCUGACAUAUUUGGUUUGAUAGCUCGAAGCUAAGCGUGAAGAUAAUCCUUUGAUUGCACCAUCUUUCGGGACUCGAACACAACUUGAUUUGUUUCAAGUUUUCUCCGCACCCAUUUGUUUAAGCGACCAAUAAAAGGAGGCAGCAAGAAGAGGAAAAAAAGAAGGGGGAAAAAAGAAAUUUGAAAAAUUAAAGAAGAGAUUAUGGCCGAGGCAAUUGUUUACCCUGUUGCGUCGAAUCUUUUGUCGAAACUCGGCGAGUGCCUCUUUGCUCCCAUUGGACGCCAAUUUGAGUACGUGUUGUGCUACAAGAGCUAUGUCAAAGAACUCAAAAAUGGAGUCAAAGAACUAGAGACUGCGAGGCAAAGGGUGCAAAGCUCCGUUGAUGAAGCCAUGUAUGACGGAAAACUUAUAGACGUGGAUGUUGAGAAUUGGUUGAAGAGUGUGAAGGACGAGACCGAGAAGGCAGAUGACCUGUUAAAACGUAAUGAAAGUGCAAAAGAUGCUUGCUUCUGUGGGUGGCUUCCCAACCCCAUGGUGCGCCAUCCUAUUGGUAGGAAGGUGAAAAAGAUGACUCAAGUCAUCCAAGGACUCCAUAAGGAAAGCAAAAAUAGUAUCUUCCAGAAGGUCUAUUAUGAGAAUACUCCCAAAGGAACCGUCACCACUACCACUUUCGCUGCAAGAUCUGUUGACAGGAAGGAAGAUGUCCCGGAGUCGAGGGCUUCAAUCAUAGAGGUUGUAAUUAAGGCUAUAACUGAUGACAAGGUCUGUGUGAUUGGAGUGUAUGGACCGGGUGGGGUUGGCAAGACGAAGCUUAUGGAGGACGUAGAAAGGCAAGUUAAGGAAGAGCAGCUAUUCGACGUGGUUGCCACGGCAAAUGUAUCACGCGAUUUAGAUGUAAAAAGAAUCCAAGGAGAACUUGCUAAUGCACUGGGUCUAAAGCUAGUGAAUGAGGAAACUGUUCGUGGGAGAGCACAUUGUUUAUGCAAGAUGUUACAGAAAUAUUCUGAGAAAAAGGUUCUCAUAAUUUUAGAUAAUUUGUGGACGAAGUUAGAGUUGAAGGAAGUCGGAAUCCCUUGCGGAUAUGAUAAUAAAGCAAGAGGCUGCAAACUAUUGCUAACGUCUAGAUAUCGAGAUGUUUUGUACAUUGAGAUGAGCUCUGACCGAGAAUUUUAUCUCAAUGUGUUAAAGCAUGGAGAAGCACGAAUCCUUUUUGAAAGGAUAGUGGGGAACACAAUUAACAACCCUAAAUUUGAGAGCUUGGUGGAUGGAGUGGUCAAGAACUGUGGAGGCUUGCCUCUUUUGAUUGUCUCGGUGGCAAAAAGGUUGAAGUGUGGAGAUAUGCCUGAAUGGAGGAAUGCUUUGACCAAUGCAGAAGGGACAACUGUAAAAUCAAUAGUGGAACAAAAUUACAAUGACCUACAAGAUGAGAGGAUCAAAUCAUUGUUCUUGGUUUGUGCUCUAGACUCUGGGAGACCGGACAUAAGUCAUACCCUUGUCUAUUGCAUGGGUUUGGGUUUAUAUGAAAAAUUCAGCCAGACCAUCGAAAACGCUAGAAAUAGGUUGAUUAUGGAUCUACAUCACUUGCUUGACUCUUCUUUGUUGCUAGGUAGUGAUGACCUGGAACAGUUGAGCAUGCAUGACUUAUUUAUUGACGUGGUUGUCUAUAUGCGCAACAAAUUUAUUGGCAUGGAAUGGAACACCUUGGUUGGGAGAAAGGAUUUUGGGUUUAAAGAGUGGUCGAAGAAUGAUCUCAGAAAAUGCACUGCAAUGGCCUUCAAUUAUGUUGGCAUUGAUGAACUUCCUAAAAAAUUGGACUGCCCAAACAUGAGGAUUCUUCUGUUAUUAGAACACAACCGAUUUCUCAAAAUGCCCGAGUCAUUUUUCGAAUCUAUGGAGGAGCUCCAAGUCUUGGACUUGACUGGCUUAUCUUUUACCUCCCUACCUUCGUCGAUGGAGUUACUUAAAAACCUCACGUCACUAUGUCUUGAUUCAUGCUGUUUGGAGGACGUGACUACUCUUGGAAAGCUAAAAGGAUUGCAGUUCCUCAGUUUUUUAAACUCUACAAUUGCUCGGCUGCCCAAAGAAAUGGGUGAACUAACUGAAUUGAGAUUUUUGGACUUGCGAAGCUGCACCGAGCUUAGAGUUAUUGAACCUGGCAUGCUCGAAAGCUUGGUUAAUUUAGAAGAACUGUAUAUGCAAUAUAGUUUUGAUCAGUGGGAAGCCGAGGAUGAAACCCCGCGAAGCAAUGCUAGCCUGGCUGAGUUCAAGAGCAUGAAUAAGUUGAGCACUUUAUACAUCGCCAUUCCUCGUUUAGCCAGUCUCUCAAGAGACUUACCAUUUGGGAAACUAAAUAAGCAUAAAAUCCUAAUUGGGGACAUUUGGGAUUGGUCAGAUGAAUACGAAGAAUCCAGAACUUUAAAACUCAAGCUAGAUUCGGGCAAUCUUCUUCGUGAAGUGUGGGUGCGGAGAUGUUUGCAAAGAACACAAUAUCUCAACUUGGCGGGAUUGCAAGAUAAUCACAGCAUGCACAAUUUGUGCUUCGGAGGUUUUCAGGAAUUGAAGCAUCUUCACAUACAAAAUAGCCCCUCACUUCAGUACGUUGUUCACUCCACGGAGGACAUUCAGUGCACUGCAUUUACGAGAUUGGAAUCGUUGUUUCUCGAGAAUCUAAACAACUUGGAGAAGAUUUGUUGCGGUCGCCUUGCCUUAGAAUCCUUCAGCAUAUUAAAGAUUUUGAAAAUGAAUAGCUGUGGUGGAAUCAAAUAUUUGUUUCCUUCCUCCGUGAUAGGAAACUUCUUGCAGCUAGAAGAGAUUGAAAUAAGUAAAUGUCACUUGAUAAAGCAAAUUGUCGCAAAUGCCGAGGCAGACGAAGACGGAGAUGAAAUAGAUGUUGAUCCCAAAGUGAAGUCAUGCAAUUUGCGUAGGUUAACAUUACGAAACUUGCCAGAGAUGACAAGCUUUUGUAAAACUAUGGACCAUUCGGUCGUACUCUUCGACAAACAACAGCUAAUAAAGCUACAAAAUUUGGAGGCUAUAACCGUUGAAAAAUGUCAAUUAAUACGAGAAGUAUUCGACCUUGAGGAACUGACAAUUAUGGGGGAUGUUGAGAUUCUAUGUCGAUUGACUAGAUUGACCUUGAGCGGCUUACCAAAUUUGGAACACAUAUGGACCAAGGAUCCAAGCAGAGCAUUGUGCUUUCGAAACUUAAAGGCACUGAAGGUGCAAAAUUGUGAGAACUUGAGGUUUCUUUUUUCUUCUUCCAUGGCUAAAGCACUCGUGCAGAUAAAAGAAAUCGAAAUAGUGAAUUGUGUACUUGAUGGAAGAAGUUAUGUAUGCGCAAGAAGAAGAAUUAGUGGAAGCUACAACCACUGACACUUUUGAGUUUCCUUCGUUAACCUCCUUGUCUCUUGUGGAAUUGCCAAAUCUCAAGACAUUCUCUUAUGGAAAGUACUGUAUUCACUUUCCAUCCUUAACAAGA
Messenger RNA from Eucalyptus grandis, 3586 nucleotides. Its product is annotated as probable disease resistance protein At4g27220. Gene Ontology annotation, molecular function: ADP binding. The coding region runs from base 310 to 3480 and encodes 1056 amino acids. Lineage: Eukaryota; Viridiplantae; Streptophyta; Magnoliopsida; Myrtales; Myrtaceae. The record is from RefSeq and is a predicted model, not a curated record. The transcript has 3 exons.